AUGAACGCGCUCUGUCUCCUCGUGCCCGCGCUGCUGGUGCUGGGCUCGGUCCCGCGCGCGCUCUCGGCAGAGUACUGUCACGGAUGGCGGGAGGUUGGCGGCGCGCGUCACCGCGGGUUCCGAUGUCCCGAGCGCUGGGACGGCGAGGGCGCGCGCUACUGCUGCGGUGCGUGCGCGCUCAGGUACUGCUGCGCGUCGCCGGCCGCGCGCCUCGACCAAAGCACGUGCCCGGCAGAGACGGACUACUUCAGCGGGGGCGCGCAGGAGAUCCAGCCAAGCCUCCCGACCUACCUGCCGUUCGUGAUCGUGUUCAGCGCCUUCCUGUCCUUCGUCCUGCUCGGCGCCAUGAUCUCGGCCUGCUGCUGCCAGUGCGUGAAGCCCAAACCCGCCGACGAGCGACCCAGUCCCAACCAGACCAGCCUGCUGGAGUCCGGGGGCCCCUCUCCAAAGAGCUCGGCCCCGUCCUGUACGUCCAGCUCUGGGAUCCCUCCGCCACGCCCGACCCCGUCCGACAUCAGCGUGUACAGCGCUUUCACGCCGUCGUACGUGGCUCCGAUCCACCAGGGGGUGCCGCAGUUCUACCCGAACUAUCCGAACUACCCGCUGCCUCCGGAGCACACCAUGCUGAUCGCGCCGGCGUUUCUGGAUGCACAUUCGCACCCACACGGCCAGCCGUACCCCCAGGACCCCGUCUACCCCGUCGGCGCUGUCUGAUGGGGUCACUGGACUUGAUUGGUGUGUUUCGGGUACGAUUCGGAUCCCUCGUCAGAUCAGUUUUAUUGCCAAAAAGAUCACAGUUUUUAUCUAAUGACGUCUCAUCUGGUUACAAAUGAGAGAUUUAAGACUUUUGGUGACUUUUGCUGCUGUAAUGUUGCUUCUCAUAGGAGUGUUUCAUGUCACAAACAUUUUUGUAAAAU
Molecule: messenger RNA, 917 nt
Organism: Trichomycterus rosablanca
Lineage: Eukaryota; Metazoa; Chordata; Actinopteri; Siluriformes; Trichomycteridae
Gene: shisa2a
Product: shisa family member 2a
Exons: 2
Coding region: 1-714 (237 amino acids)
Source: RefSeq, a predicted model, not a curated record